Lethenteron reissneri (Far Eastern brook lamprey) is the source of this 3193-nucleotide messenger RNA. Its product is annotated as ADP-ribosylation factor-binding protein GGA1-like. Gene Ontology annotation, cellular component: trans-Golgi network. The record is from RefSeq and is a predicted model, not a curated record. NCBI's taxonomy places the organism in Eukaryota, Metazoa, Chordata, Hyperoartia, Petromyzontiformes, Petromyzontidae. Gene Ontology annotation, molecular function: small GTPase binding; ubiquitin binding; phosphatidylinositol binding. Gene Ontology annotation, biological process: Golgi to plasma membrane transport; protein localization to cell surface; intracellular protein transport.
CGUGCGGAUCGGAAGCUGGAGUAUCAACAUGGCGGCGGCGGCGGACGACCCGCGGGUGGAGCACGGAGACGCCCUCGAGUUCUGGCUCAACAAGGCCACCAACCCCCUGAACAAGAAGGAGGAAUGGGAGGACAUCAUGGGAUUCUGCAACAAAGUCAACCUGGAGCUGGAAGGGCCUCUGCACGCCACGCGUCUCCUCAGUCACAAGAUCCAGUCCCCGCAGGAGUGGGAGGCCAUGCAGAGUCUGACGGUGCUGGAGGCCUGCAUGCGCAACUGUGGCAAGCGUUUCCACGACGAGGUGGGCAAGUACCGCUUCCUUAACGAGCUCAUCAAGGUGCUGUCGCCGAAGUACCUGGGCUCUCGCUCGCCGGAGAAGGUGAAGAGCAAGAUAGUGGAGCUGAUGUACAGCUGGACCGUGGGCAUCCCCGACGAGACCAAGAUCCAGGACGCGUACCACAUGCUCAAGGGCCAGGGCAUCGUGAAGGCCGACCCCAAGCUGAGCGAGGACAACAUCCGCUACAUCGUGCCGCCCCCUCCACCCCGCCAUGACAACACCCUCUUCGAAGACGAGGAGAAAUCCAAGCUGCUUGCGCGGCUGCUGAAGAGCACACACCCCGAGGACCUGGAGGCGGCCAACCGGCUCAUCAAGACCGUCGUGAAGGAGGACCAAGCCAAGAUGGAGCGUGUGGCCAAACGUAUCAACGCGCUGGAGGAGGUGGAGAAGAGCGUCCGGCAGCUGCGCGAGCUGGUGGCAGAACACCGGCGCGGCGGCGGCAACACCACCACCUCCGCGGCGGACGGCGCCAGCAUCUCGGAGGCGUACAGGAGGUGUGAGCGGAUGAGGCCCACGCUCUUCAAGCUGGCGAGCGACACCGAGGACAACGAGGACGCCCUCGCCGACAUCCUGCGAGCGAACGACGAGCUCACGAGCGUGAUGGAGACGUACAAGUCCGAGGUGGAGAGGCUCUCGACGGUCAAUGGCAUGUCCAGCCCCACGGCAGCCCCCACCAAGGGUGGUACCUCAUCCCUGAUCGAGCUGGCGGGGCUGGAGGUGGCAGCGUCGCCAGCGGCUACUCUCCUGGAUGACGAGCUCAUGUCCCUGAACCUCACAGACGCGACUCAGACCUCCGCCGCACCCACGCCGCUUAACUGGACUUCAUUCCAGUUGGGCUCGGCGCUGAUGGACGGCGCCACUCUCUCCGUCACGGCGGGGACGCCGGCGGAGGCGGCGCCGGUGGCGCCAGCCCCUGUGGGCGGCCUGCAGGAGCUGGAGCAGAUCGGCAAGUCCCUGCUGCAGCAGGCGUUGCCUCCCGGCACGCAGCAGGUCAAGUGGGCAUCCACGGCCCCUAAGCAGACGCUACGAGAGCUCCAGCAGAGCAAAAUGGAGACGGCGCCUAAAGGGGCGGCACCUGUGACCCCCGUGGGGUCGUCGUCCGUCCCGACUCCCGCCGCCGCCGCCGGCGGCUUGCUUGGUGGGGGUCUCCCCCUAGCGGCCUCCCCGAGCUCCUCCUUCGCUGCCGCCCCGUCAUCGUCCGUCUCCACCUCGCUCCUCACCCCCGCGGUCGCCACGCCGCCCACCUCGCUCGCCUCUCACACGGCGUCCAGCCCGGCGAGGCCCGGCGGCCCGGCCGGACAGGCCGACAUCUCCCUGACCAAUGUGUUCGUGCCGCUCGACUCCAUCAAGCCCAGCAACGCCGCCCCCAUCACCGCGUACGACCGCCACGGCCUGCGCGUGCUGCUGCAUUUCUCGCGGGGCUGCCCCCCUGGCCGGCCGGACGUGCUGGUCGUGGUACUGUCUGUGAUCAGCACGGCGCCCCAGCCCAUCUCCGGCCUGCUGUUCCAGGCGGCCGUCCCCAAGAAUAUGCGUGUGAAGCUGCAACCAGCAUCCGGCACGGAGCUCCCAGGGUUCAACCCCCUGCAGCCACCGGCGGCCGUUACCCAAGUCAUGCUGCUCGCAAACCCCAACAAGGAGAAGGUGCGCCUGCGUUUCCGGUUGGCGUUCACGCUCGGCGAGGAGGUGUUCAGCGAGGUCGGAGAGGUGGUGGACUUCCCGCCGGCGGAGAGCUGGAGCAGCCUGUAGAGCCCCCCCCUCCCCGACUCGUCGUGUUCUACCACGCCAUUCGUGGCGGCGGCGGCGGCUCAACCCGUCCACCCAGAGGCGUCGCAGCGCCCCUUGUCAAGUCUGCCCGCUCGAGAGGGCCGUGCAGCAUCCACCAAACGACUUUAAACAGCAAUGGGGCAUCGCUGUUUCCUGCCUGGGAGACGCCGGUCUCUUGUAGCCCCACUGCACGGGGCAGUGGGGGAGGUAGUUCACACCGGUAGUUCACGCCUGCCGCUCGGCAGCAAUUUCGCUGAACGGCGCAAGCCUCGGUGCUUGCCGUGCUGUUCCCUGUGUGUGCGUGCUUUGCAGUGAGUGUUAGCGUUCCUUCUCUGCAGCGGAAGCUGCUGCUGUUCGUGGCAUUGGCUGCCACGCGCGUCGGCGAAACGCGGCAAAUAACGCGAGGUUUAUUUUUUUUGUUUCUUCGUAAACGGCAAUAUGUAAGGAGUGAGCAGCCAGCCCCGUUCCUUCCGAUGGGGCCCCUCUGGCCGGGCUGCGAGGAUGUUGGCGACACGCCGAGGUUCGGAGGCACCUGGGGGGCGAAACCGGGACUCUCCCAAAACUCUGAACAUGUAGAAACCACAGGAUUCUUUCCACAAGACUCGGCAUCUCUUUACAAAUCGCUCGCCCAAUGGGCACCAUUGGCCAUGAUGGAUCGUGACCCUGCCUUUGUUCCCUCUUCCCCACCCGGCUGUACGCCUCGCACCUCUGCCCCUAUUGCACAUGAAGAGGUGGAGAAGGCAAUUGCUGUUGUGAGGAGGGAGAUGUUGGGGAGAUCUUGGGGAGCGUGGGUUCGGGGCUGGUGGAGGGUGAUGUCUGUACAGAGUCGCUGCCCUCCGUGCUCGGUCGCUUCCACUCGUGCAGCCUCUUGGGAGUUUGUGCGGGGGGGGGGGUGGUGGGUUGGUGGGGGGGGGUUGUCGUGGCGAUUACGUCAGACGGCCGAGGUAACCUGCACGCCAUUGGCUGCACUACCAUUGGCUGCACUACCAUUGGGCUGACAGUGUUUCGAGUGUCCACCAGUAGACAGCAGCGGACGCCUGCAGGCCCGAGGAUAGCCGUGCGCUGCACGCGAUCGCUGCACACGAUCGCUGCACA